AAAACAACCAGCUGAGCUCCCAGGUAAAUAUGUCUAUCAGCCCAUGACACCCGUAGAGCAGCUUCCCAGCACCGAAAUACCCGUUUGCCCUCGGGAGUCUACAAACACCAUGCAGAUCUCCGUUUCGCUCACCGAACACUUUUUGAAGUUUGCACCCGUCUUCCAGCCCCCUCUGCCCCCUGACUCCCCACAGUUCUGCACAAUUGCAGACCUCUUCAUUGACAAUUACCGCGUGAAAUGCAUCAACGGGAAGAUGUGCUAUGUACAGAGGCAGCCUCCCCCCGUGCCCCAUAAGAUAAAGUCCGAGGAAGUACCUGUUCGCAAUGCCUUAAUCACAAAAGAGAGCAAUACACCAAAACCAGAUCACUGCUCAUCCCCUUCCAGCUCUGAGGACUCCGGGAUCAAUGCGGUGGGGGUUCACUACAUGGAGUCAUGUGACGAGGACACGGAGGGGGUGGCCGAGCUAAGUUCAGAAGAAGAUUACAGCCCGGAUAGCAGCUGGGAACCAGAUGAAUGCCCGCUCUUGUCACCCUCACAGUGCGAAAUGGAAGUGAUUGAGACUAUAGAAACCACUGUGUGAUUUGACAAGUUGGUAUCAGAUCAGUCCAGUUCCCACUCAGUAAUGUUGCUUUUGUAGUAUUUAUAUUUUCUGUUUUUUCUGACAAUCCCUUUUUUCCAGUGCACUUGAUAUUUCAGAUUCCUCAUGGGAGUGUGGUCACAGGACUUGCAGAUUGGUGAACUAGCAGCAGCCUGAGCAAUUUUAACAUGUUCUCAGCUUGAUCAGAUCUCCCAGGUCUGCACAUAAGGUAGUGAUAAAUCUUAAGACUUUUAUAGCUGAAAUAGGCCCUUUUCUUGGUCUGGGUUAUGUCAUAUACUACUUUUCAUACAAGGAUGUGCCACUCAAGAUGUUUCCAUCUGUCAGGAUGUUUGCGGUGGGCCUUCAAAGCACAGAGGGGGAGCUGGUGCAGCACGCCUGUGAGCAGCAAAAGCAAGUUGCCCUUACUCUUUCUCAAACAGCUACGCAAGGUGCAACAACAAGAGGCUCUUUCCGUCUCUCUCUGUCCUUGCGCAUUGUCCAUCCUUUUCUAUAGUGCUGGUGCGACCCUUCCCAAAGGCUGCUUACACCAUGCUUCCAGCGGGGUUGGGAUGGCAGGCUAGAGAAUGCACAAAGUGCCUCCAACUUUUCUCCAGGCUAUGCACCGAGCAUCUGCUGAGUUAGAUCAGGCUCUGAAAUCUCCUGAGAAGGCGACUGUUGCUCUAGAGGGGGAUCAGUUGCCUGGAUCCAGCUGGUCCCUUUUCUCUACAUGGAUCUCGGGAACGGGAUCUGGCUUUUGCAGCUUGGCAGGAAGGGGGAGCAGGCAGAGAUGAAGCGCAGCUGUCUAACCAAUACCAUGCUAGACUGGGGUGUAAAAAAUGAAGUGACUACCUCCAAACACACAAAAUCUGCCCUUGGCUUUGCCUGCUGCUUUUCCUCCUGGGCUGUUUGGUGCCGGACAUGUGCACUCAGGACCAAAUGGCCUCAGGGCCUGCAUUUGCCUGAAGAAUAACAAAAUUAAAAAAAAAAAGUUUAUCAGCCACACCACUGUGUUGGCAGAGCUUGGGGACAGCAUGGAGGUGCCCAUGGGAGGUGGCCCAUGGGCUUGG
Haliaeetus leucocephalus (bald eagle) is the source of this 1644-nucleotide messenger RNA. It is a transcript of the gene CUNH3orf70, whose product is annotated as chromosome unknown open reading frame, human C3orf70. The record is from RefSeq and is a predicted model, not a curated record. The transcript has 2 exons. The coding region runs from base 44 to 580 and encodes 178 amino acids. Lineage: Eukaryota; Metazoa; Chordata; Aves; Accipitriformes; Accipitridae.